AAAACAGAAAUCUAUCCUUAAACAAUAAAUAAUACAGAACACACUCAGACAUUGGACCCAAGACCAACCCUCACUGCUAUCCAAGCUAAAAAAUAUGACUGUCUCUUUAAGAAACAUGACACAGGAAGAAAGUGAAAGCAAAGUGAAACAACCAGGGUCUUGUUCAUUACUUCUCCUUCACAGAACAACACCAACAGACGGUCAAGAAUGAACUUUGAACUUCAGCUUUCAAGCUGACGUGGACCCUCUUGGUUGCAUAACAAAUAUGGAAAUGGCUUCCAGCAACAGUCUCUUAUCUGAGGAUCAGCUUCUUUGUCCCAUCUGUCUGGAUGUGUUCACUCGCCCCGUUUCCACACCGUGCGGACACAACUUCUGCAUGUCCUGUAUCACGUCCUACUGGGACGACAUACCAGUCAGCCAGUGUCCGGUCUGUAAGGAAGCUUUUGAGAGGAGGCCGGACCUCAAGGUCAACACUUUCAUCUCAGGGCUCACAUCCCAGUUCAAGUCGCUUCAAGUGACAGACGCUCACAUCCGGAGCCUGGACCAACAUCAGGCUGGCUGUGGUGGAGCGGUGCUGUGUGACAUCUGUACCGACACCCAGCGAGAGGCUGUCAGAUCCUGUCUGGAGUGUUUGACUUCUUACUGCGACAUCCAUCUAGAGCCUCAUGGCAGAGCUGGCGGCCUGAAGAGACACACACUGGUUGAGCCCUUGUCGAGCCUGGAGGACAGGAUCUGUAUGGAGCACACCAGACUCCUGACGUUGUUCUGUAGGGACGACAAGGUUUUGCUGUGUGACGUCUGCGCUGGUUUGAGCCACGUGAACCAUCAUGUUGUUUCCGUGCCGCACGAGCACAAAGAGAUGAAGGCUCUGCUGGGGGAGACUGAGGCCCAAGUGCAGCAGAUGAUCCAGGAAAGGCUACAGAAGGUCCGAGACAUGAAAGUGUCAGUAGAACAAAGCAAGACAGAAACCAAGGGUGUGAUAGCAGACAGCGUGGGAGACUUGACGGCGCUGGUCUCUGAGAUCCAGAAGAGCCAGACGGAGCUUGUGACGGUGAUCGAGGAGAAGCAAAAAGCGGCAGAAGAACAAGCAGAUGGGUUUAUUAGAGGAAUGGAGCGAGAGAUCACAGAGCUGCAGAAGACAACGAUGAAGCUGAGGGAGCUGAAACAGACUGAAGACCCGCUAUGUUUCCUCCAGAGCUCCCCAAACCCGGCCUUCCUACCACACACCAUGGACUUGUCCACAAUACAUUUUAACGGACAAGGGGAGGUACGCCACAUACAGAAGUCUCUGAGCAAAACAGUCUCUCAGCUGCGACUGUUGCUGAGUAAAAUGAGCACAGAAAUACAGAGAGUCUCUGACGGCACCGUCGGGUCAAGCGAUGCUUUGCUGAGAUGUAUGCAGCAGUAUGAAGUGGACGUUGUGCUCGAUCCUGACACAGCUCACCCUCUGCUCACCAUAUCUGACGACAGGAAACAGGUGAGCUACGGGACGGGUUCAGGGUUUUGUCUAAACCAGAACCAGAAUAUGUUUACAGUACAUCUCGCAGUUCUGGGACAGAGAGGCUUCUGGUCACGUCGGUUUUACUUCGAGGUGUUCGUGGGUGAAAAGGUUGAAUGGUGUCUGGGCGUGGCCACGGCAUCGGUAGAGAGGAGGGAGGCGCUUGCUCCGGGUCCUCGCUGUGGACUCUGGGUCAUCUGCUUCCUAAAGAAUAGGAUCAGCAGCUUCAGUUCUUCAAACGUGCCGGUACACUUUGGGAAAGUGGAGCGGGUCGGCGUGUUUGUGGAUUAUGACGGUGGACAGAUUUCUUUCUACGACGUACAGACUGAAACGCUGAUUUACUCGUUUACUGAUUGUGUCUUUACUGAAGAACUGUUUCCCUACUUCAAUCCUUGUGAUAAUGAAUACGGUCCAAACUUUGGGCCGAUGAUAAUUGUUCCUGUCGGUCGGGUGGAAUAAUUUGUGGGUUUUUACUUAAAUGCUACUGAUGUGUUAAAUUGCAAAAAAAGGGUGUUUUUGAUGAAGCAGCUUUUUAUAAUCAUUAAAUAUGUAAAGCAUGUGCCUUAGAUACAAAUUGUUAUUUUAUAUAGAAAAACAAACGCAUCAUUACCUUUAUUCAUUAUUAAGUUUAAAUACAAUAUUAAGCAGGAGGUAAAGGAAACAGCCCAAUCGUCACAGAUACCCAAUCCACCUACCUGAGUCAGUAUCAGCCUGAUCUCCAUUAUUGAUGCAUCCCUGAUUAAAACGUAGUAAAAACUCUGUGUUUUUGUUUUUCUAUAGAAGGGGUCAUGUCAGUUCUUGUGUUGAUUUUGAUUUUAUGGUUACACAAAGUGUAUGUCUUGUCAAUGUUAUUAAAACUAACUUUA
This is a messenger RNA of Anoplopoma fimbria (sablefish), 2364 nucleotides long. RefSeq names its product E3 ubiquitin-protein ligase TRIM39-like. The coding region runs from base 266 to 1957 and encodes 563 amino acids. Gene Ontology annotation, molecular function: zinc ion binding; protein binding. The transcript has 3 exons. The record is from RefSeq and is a predicted model, not a curated record. Lineage: Eukaryota; Metazoa; Chordata; Actinopteri; Perciformes; Anoplopomatidae.